Messenger RNA from Stegastes partitus (bicolor damselfish), 1442 nucleotides. RefSeq names its product PTTG1 interacting protein a (gene pttg1ipa). Gene Ontology annotation, biological process: protein import into nucleus. The record is from RefSeq and is a predicted model, not a curated record. The transcript is spliced from 7 exons. The coding region runs from base 161 to 664 and encodes 167 amino acids. NCBI's taxonomy places the organism in Eukaryota, Metazoa, Chordata, Actinopteri, Pomacentridae. Gene Ontology annotation, cellular component: cytoplasm; nucleus.
CUGGUUCCUUCUCGGCAAAGUCAGUUCACGAGUUUGAGCCGGCGCAGCACGGACCAGCCAAAAGAUUUCCUCCUCGUGUUUGCGCUUACUUAGGUUUCCCAAAUCUUGUAAAGAAAAUCAGAGAAACGCCAUUUGGAAUAAUCUGCUUCUCAGCGGCUGGAUGAUGGAAAUACGGAUUUUACUGCCUGCUCUGCUUCUCGUCUUCGGUUUGGGGGCAGUUUUCGCUCAGUCUUCCGCACCUGACCAAGUAUGUGAGACGAAAAAUGGGACAAGCUGUGAGGAAUGUCUGAGAAAUGUGUCGUGCUUGUGGUGUAUCACAACCAAGUCCUGUGUAACAUAUCCAGUGAGGACCAUCCUCCCACCUCAUUCGCUCUGUCCACUGAAUGAUGCUCGCUGGGGACUCUGCUGGAUGAACUUCCAGACGCUGAUCAUCACGUUGGCAGUGAUUGGAGGUGUUAUCAUCAUUGCCCUCCUGGUCUGUCUCUUCUGUUGCUGCAAGUGUGAGAACUUUGGAUCCAAAAGGUUUGAGGCCAAGAUGCAGAGAAAGUCCAAUAAUUUGAGAACCAAGCAGGAAGAAAGGAAGGCCGAGAUGAAACAGAGGCACGACGACAUCAGGAAGAAAUACGGUCUAAGCGGGCAAAAUCCAUACUCCAGAUUUGCCUGAGAACAUCUGUAAGCUGAGAUUUUACGUCACGGACACUCAGAAGAACCACAGACAUCUGGAGCCUGUCUGUCUUUGGCUUCUGAGAACUGACAUCACCUAAGAAUUAAUGUAAACUAUGAGACAGUUUCAGAAAAGUGAUUAGUAGUUUUGUGUAGGCAGCCUCCAGAGUCAUUCAGCCAAUGAACAGGUCCGUUCAAAGAAUGCUGCUUUUACUGUUCUGUCCCAAGAGGCUGCAACCAGAGACUAGAAUAGACACGUAGCCACAAUGCUCCUUAAAACUAUAGCAGUCUAUUCUGUGACUCCCAUCGCAUCAAUCUACUGUUACUAUUUAUUAUCUUAAGUUGAACUGUACAGAAUAGAAAGAGUCCAGUUUGGUUGCUGAACAAUUCUUUCUUUUUGCUGAAGAAAAUCUGUUGCAAAUGUUCAGAUUGCUCCUCUGUGUUGCUGCUAAGUGUAGAGAUCUGCUUAGAGAUUCUAUUGUAUUUUUGUAUUCUGUGUGAUUUUUUCUUGUUAUAAGUGGACUUAUUCCCAUUUUAAAACAUGAUAUUUUUAUUGCGUCAUUGCUGCACUUUUCAGUGACAGGAAUGUGUCAGCAAAAUAUGUCCACACUAAAAGUUUAAAAUAGUCUUUACCUUGUUCCUGAAUGUAUGAAGUAAUCCUUAAAUCAAUUGGAAUGUUUUGGUUCUAAAGUUGGAUUGAAGUCAGUUUGAUUGUUUUAUUGCUUUUAUAAUCUGUAAAGACAUUUAGUCCUAAUAAAAGACUUUGGAUGAAGAAUUCA